This is a messenger RNA of Syngnathus acus (greater pipefish), 3166 nucleotides long. RefSeq names its product platelet-activating factor receptor (gene ptafr). Gene Ontology annotation, molecular function: G protein-coupled purinergic nucleotide receptor activity; platelet activating factor receptor activity. Lineage: Eukaryota; Metazoa; Chordata; Actinopteri; Syngnathiformes; Syngnathidae. The record is from RefSeq and is a predicted model, not a curated record. The transcript has 3 exons. Gene Ontology annotation, cellular component: membrane. Gene Ontology annotation, biological process: chemotaxis; G protein-coupled receptor signaling pathway. Bases 612 to 1799 code for a protein of 395 amino acids.
GCAACACAAACUUUAUUUCCCUAAAGUUUUCAAAAACAACAAAAACACACAAACUACUCUUAUCAACAAGCUUCUCUAAUCAUUUUCAUUCUAGUCAUGAUCAUUCGCAGGACUCUUUUUUUUUUUUUUUUUUCUCAGUCCUAUUUAGCAUGUUCUUGAUUUAAAAACAAUGUAUUUGAAAUUUGUGUUUGUAUCAAUUUUUCAUGAGCAGCCAGACCUACCUUUGCUUUCUUCACACUUGGAUACUACAUGUACUAACUUGUUCAUCUCAAUGAUUUAAAUAGUUAUGGGUUCCGUAGAGCAAUCACAUUUCAAAUAAGCGUAACGUCCGGGAAAUCUCUGAUAUCGGGGAAUGUGGACAUCAAUAAAAUUAAAAGCCAUACUUGAAUGUGAAGUCAGAGUAAAACCCCCAGAUGUCUCCAGCAUGGGCGUGUCUUCUUCAAUUUGGUCGUUGCACCAAUGUGGGAUUUCCCAAGAAGACAUUUUGCACCUCCCUCUUUAUGAUAGUCGACGCUCGCCUUGUCUUUGACCGACACUUCCAGACACGCCGAUAACACACAGAGAAGACAGACCAAGUGAGUUGAAGGGCGAGCAGACACAACUGGGGCCACAUGCAAGAAACCAUGAUAGAAAUGGAGAUCCCCACUACAGAAAUCCCAGCGAGAGUCACCACUCUGCGCUUUACAGCUAGCAAUGACUCCAACUUCCUGGACUCGCCUUUUCGUUAUCAGCUUUUCCCCGCCGCCUAUGGCAUCAUCUUCAUCGUGGGCCUCUUUGCCAACAUUUAUGUGCUCUUUGUGCUGCGCUGCCUUCGGGAAGCUAAAGCCAUGGGGGAAAUUCGGAUCUACAUGACCAACCUGACCAUCGCCGAUCUCCUUUUUGUUUGCGCCCUCCCCUUCUGGAUCGGUUAUUACAGCCGCCAAGGCACGUGGGUCUACAAAGACUUCCUGUGCCGACUGACCGGCUCCUUGUUCUUCAUCAACACCUACUGCUCCAUCCUCUUCCUUUGCGCCAUCAGCGUCAACCGGUACUGGGCGGUCACCCGGCCUCUAGACGCGGCCUCGUCAGACCACAGGCGCCGCGGAAUUGUCGUUUGCGUGGUCAUCUGGUUGGCGACCAUCUCCAUGGCUAUUCCCUUUCUGGCCAACCCGGGCACCAACCAGGACGGGAACGUCACCCGCUGCUUCGAGGGCUACCACAACGGGGACGACUCAUCCAAAAGGGCUGUGGCCGCCACGCAUUUCGCAAUCAUCGGACUGUUUUUUGUCGUUUUCGCACUGGUGGUGGUGUGUAACCUUCUCAUCGCCCGAGCUUUGUUUUCCCAAGACGCUCCUCAGUCCGAGCUCAAGUCCGGAACGAUUUUAUCCAGGAAGUCCACUAUGACACUCUCAUCCAGGAGGCCCACUGGGGUGAAACGCAGGGCUGUGCAGAUGCUCAUGGCGGUGGUCGGUGUAUUCGUCCUGUGCUUCCUGCCUCAUCACGUAGUCCAAGGCUUCUGGACCUUGGCGGUGCUGCAGAUCCAAAAGGGAUGGGGCCACGUGGACUGGGAUGGCGAGACCGUGCAGAUGCUCAAUGAUGCGCAUCAGAUCACAUUGCUUCUCAUGGGCCUCAACUGCAUUCUGGAUCCGGUGGUGUACUGUUUUGCCACUCGCAAAUUUCGACGGUUCAUCAUGGCUCACAUCAAGACACUGGCCAGGGGCGAGAGCUGCUCCCACACCGUUACCUCACAGAUAUCUUUAGACAGUCGGCACCAGAGCCAGAGAUUUCCCGAUGAGGUCAUCCAGCCAGAUCUCAACUGACUCGAACACACCCAAGUGACGGCUUGGGUUACGCCGGGAGGUCCUGUGUUGUCUACCCAAGCCGUACAGCUAUUUUCUGGACUGCUUGUCCUGGGGCGGGCCCAUCCCGUCUGACUCCGAGUCAUUGGAGGUCUGCAGCCUGGACUUGUCGUUAGCUAAUCACAAGGCACAUAUAGACAGACAACCUUCCACGCUCACAUCCACACCGUCAGAGUGGGAACUGGAACAACUGUGCUUGGACCGAACUCAGACCACUACAUCAUCGGCGACUCUUCUUCUGUGGCCAUGUGAAAACAAUUUUGAAAUUUGUUAGGUUAAAAAAACAGUCUGAUAAGUUAGAUCGGAUAAACAUUCCUGAUUUUGAAGACCCUGCAGAGAUUCGGAUGACACGACAACACAGAAAGGCUGAAAGCUGAUUGGACCACCGUCCACAUGAACUGCAGGCAGCCAAGAGAGACGCUAUCAAUUAAAGAGAUUAGACUUCUGGGACUGAAUUAAUUCAAUUUAAGACGAGAGUUGUGUUUGUAAUAGUAGCAGAGAAAGCCCAGCUGCUCCUGACCAGAGCAACUGCUUUUUAUUUAUUUUAUUUUUUUUUUAAACGUAGACUGAAUUGCGCCAAUCUGACUUCCUGCAUCACGUAUACACAGAAAAGAAGAAGUUUUGCAAGCAGAAGUUUGUGAGCUUCAUUGGAAGUCUCAAUCUUUGUCUGACGAUAAUCCACCAAAAGAAACUGAAAAAAGUUCUCAAGUUAGUCAUCUAGCUUUUUAUUUUUACAUGGCGUCAGCAUUUCCCACCAAAACAGUAAGUUCUCAGGCUUUUGGAAACCGCGGGCCUACGUGUUAUUUCAAAAUGCUUGCGGUGUGUUCUUCCGCUAACCACAACUUGUGGACAGUAGUUAGUCAACAAGUGAUUGUAUAAGUUAGAGUUCCCAUUCAUCUAAUCUAUCGGCUUAAUCAGAUUCAAUUCAUGGCAGAACUGAGUAGGUGCUGUCCGCAGUCACACUCGUAGGAUCCAGAUCUGUGUAGGCCAGGUUGGUGCUUGAGUAAUUCAUGUACACGUGUCCGUCAGUCACCGUGUGAGGAAGACCUCCGCUGUGGUGUAAAUAAAUACAUAAAUAAGUUUUAAAUAAUUUGUCUUGGUCCCAUUUUUUUGUCACACAACCUUGGCAUUUUCACAGGGAUGUGUAUUUUAAGAAUUUUUUUUAAAUAAAACCAUAGUGAAAAUAUUUACAUUAAAAUGAAAAUACAAUUUCAACACAUACAUUAAAGUGGAAGAAGCCUCUUUUUUUUUUUUUGUAAUCUGUUCUGUGUAGCCGAACUAGUCAAAACACAGUUUUGGGUUCUUCCACUUUAACUGUAUGUGAAAAA